AUUCCACGUUUGUUUUGUCAAUAUGUAUAAUAAUGAAAUAAGAGGGUGUAAACAUAUGAUUUUCAAGAACACUAGACCUUCCCACAAUGAAACCCGUUUCUUUUCGAGUUUUUUCACCUUUUUUUUUCUGGUUUUCUCCCCUACCAUGAGCGUCUAAUCUGCCGUUCAUAGGCUCUGAUGGGUAGUGGAAGUCAGUGAAGAAAACUCUGCAACUAUGGCUGCUCUGCAACAACAGCUCCCUAGCUUAAGUAAAUUUCUACCCAUAAUCUGUCAGGUAAUCAUUUGAUUUCCCUUCUCGUUCUCUACAAUCAAUCUCUGCAAAGUUAAAAAUAAAACUCUCCUAAUUUAAUCUUAAUUAACUAUCCUUAUUAGCCAUUUGUAAGAUUUGCAUGCCAUUUUCUACACCUGUUAGCUUCUCUAUUGAUGCCUACAUCCUAGCUAUGAUCCAUAGCUAUUGUUUAGUGAUGAAAACCUCUAUCUUUGGUUUAAUUUUUAUUUCAAUUGUCUCUGUUCCCCAAACCCUAAUUUAGACCUAUUUAAGAACUGUAAACUGAUGGUAAACACUACCCCGUUAUGCUUUUUUCUCUCUUGCAUACAAUCUGUAUCAAACCCUUUAUGCUCAUCCCCCUUUCACAUCCUUCAGUAUUAUUAUAGCCUUAGGAUAAGUCCCUGUAUCACCAUGUAUGCAGUCUGGCAUGGUGAUGUCUCACAAUUAACCAACCAGCUUCAACUCUCCUUGAACUUGAGUAGUGGAAGACAGUUUAGCUUAGAUGAAGUUAUACCACCAAGAUUUCAACACAAUGAAGAACUUUGGACAAGAUGUCUGCUUGGAAGAUUUGUUGAACCUGUUGCAAGAAAUAGUUGGCAUGUGAGAAAUGCUUUGUUAUUUCAGUGGAAGAUUCAAGGAGGUCUUUCUGUCAAAAUGGUGAAUGAAUGGGUAUAACUGGUCAGAUUUGAAAGAGAUGAAGAAAUGCAUAGAGUUCUAAAUGUAGCAACAAGAAUAGUUUAUGGUGAUCUUUUUCGCAUUAGAAAGUGAGAGAGAACUGAAGACUUAGCCACCUGGGAUCCUUCUGAAGAAAUGUUCUUCAUCACUAUACAUAACCUUACUCCAGCGCAAGUCAAUAGUGAAAAUCUCAGGAGGUACUUGGCUUGCAUGGAAGAUAUCACUUCCUUCUCUUAUCCUGUAAGAAGAGCUAAUGAGAGAUUCUCCAUUACUGUUAAAGCUAGCAUUAGAAUUAGGCAGAGUCUGACUUUUACUGUGAGGGAUGAAAAUGAAUUGGGAAAUACCAAUGAUCUCACUUUCCAAUUUCACAAUUUGCCUAACAACUUCUGUGGGUACUGUAACCUCAUUGGGCAUAAGGUGGGGAACUGUGAGAAGAUUUAUUUUGAUCAACAACAAGCUGAGGAGAAACAAGCAGCUGCUGAUGCAAUCUUGGCAGCUAUGCAGCAAAUUCGUGCUCAACAUCAGCCAUAACCUGAAAUGAUACAACAUGAACAGCAGGAGGACAUGCAACAAGACAUGCAACUCGAGGAGGAUAGUCUUGAAAGUUCUGAAUCUGUACAAGCUGCUUCUGAAGUGACAUGCACUGAUUAUCUCAAGCAACUUGAGGAGGAAAAUGCUGGCCAUGAUGACUCUGAGAUAUUUGCUCAAUGUUCUGCUGGCACUUCUCAGAGAAAUGAACUCACUGCUGCAGCUGCACCUUACUUUCCUAACAGAAACAUGUAUCCUGACACAUAUAUGUGGAGAGUAAUGCACAAGAGAGAUAAAGCUGCAGAUUCAUCCAAUUCGGGAGCUGAUUACCUACCUUCAAAUGCCACUGCUUAUCUCAGAAAUUGGAAUCUUAUGCAGUCUUACUUUCAUUGGGACAUUACACUACCAGCUGCAAAAAAGGCAAGGAUUACUGAGCUUCCUGAAAUAACCUCAACUACAAUCCAUAUCCAGUGACUGAAGCUGAGAAGGAAAUACAUGUCAUUGAGGAACAACUAAAUGUCUUGGCUUAUCCCCAUCAGUGGUACAAAGGAGAAGCUUCAAAUUCCAACAAUGAUGCCAGUGACCCUAAGGCAAAGGGUAAAGGAAUUGCAAAUGACCCCUAACGGCCCUGAACUUAAUGAAUUGCAGAAACAACUGAGGUGCUCUUUGUGUGGACGACCAUCAGGGUCUAUGACCCUCUUUCUUGUUUUUUUUUUUUUGCUUGUGUGGUCUGCUUUUUUCUUGUUUGUGUUAGCUUUACUUGCUUCUUUACUGUUGUUACUCUCUUUCCUAUAUUUCUGUAAUUUCUUGUUUAGUUUCUUGUAUUUCCUACAAUCUUGUAUAACCUAAAACCCUGUAAUUAGUAUCUAGGCUUUCUUUCUUGUACUGCCUCUGUUAUAAUAUAUUGCCUUCUCCA
This is a messenger RNA of Papaver somniferum (opium poppy), 2387 nucleotides long. RefSeq lists its product as uncharacterized. The coding region runs from base 1481 to 1945 and encodes 154 amino acids. The record is from RefSeq and is a predicted model, not a curated record. Lineage: Eukaryota; Viridiplantae; Streptophyta; Magnoliopsida; Ranunculales; Papaveraceae. The transcript is spliced from 2 exons.